UACUGUAAAGGUGGAAAACUAGCCCCCCCAAAACCCUCCUCUCUCCCUGACAGUUGUUAUUCAGAUAGAGCUAACGUUACACCCAAAGCCCCGACCGACCCCCUCCUGCUCCUGCUGCUCCACCCCUCCGCCGCUGCACCGCUCCUGCAACCGAGAUGCACACGGAGACCCGUAAUAAGAAAUGCCAGUCGACUCCUAAGCAGAAGAAGAGUGCCGUCGGCGCCCAGAAGAAGCAGAGGAGUCCGGCCAAGCAGAGCGCCCUGACCCCACAACAACAACAACCGCCGCCGUCAUCACCACCGCCGCCAGCGGCCCGGGAAGAGGAGGAGAAGGAGGAGGAGCCGGCAACCAGGCUUCGGCCGCCGCAGCAGGAGGAGGAGGAGGAAGCAGGCGAGGAAGAGCAAGAGGAAGUGGCGACACAGUCUGUGAAGAAGAAGGAGGAAGAGGAGGAGGAGCGGGAGGAGGGCGAGACAGACAUGCCCUCCAUACAGAUCAAACCAGAGCCAGAGGAGAUGGAGUGCACGCAGGCAGAUGUAGGUGACGACUGCUCGCAGCCAACAGAUCUGAAGGUGAAGACGGAGCCUCCAGUUUGCAAGACAGAGCCCUCUUCGCCCCAGCCGUGCCCCGCCGAGGACCAGACCGAACCUGUUGACCUGUCGCUCAACAAGCCCCGCUCCUCUUCGCUCCCUGCUUCUACAACAAGCACCACAGUCAACCCUGCACCCAGCGGCGCCGUGACCCAACCCAGCCUGUCGGCUACACCAGUCCCCUCUGCUGUACAGUCAAUAGGCUCCAUGGUUCUCUCUCCAGGCUCCAUCUUGGCCACUCAGGGUGCCGGGGGCCAACAGAUCCUUCAUGUCAUCCAUACAAUCCCCUCGGUCAGCAUGCCCAGCAAGGUGGGCCAGCUCCAGACCAUCCCUGUGGUUGUGCAGUCGCUGCCUGUUGUUUACACCACCAUGUCUACUGACGGCGUCGCCACGGCAGCCAUUACAGUGCCGCUCAUAGGCAGUGAUGGGCGCUCAGAAGGAUCUGUUCGUAUUAAGCCGGGUUCAACUUCUCCGGUGGAGUAUCAGAGUGACAGUGAUGCAGAGAGCGGUACAGAGUCUGGAUCGGCCUCCCUCAGUGCCCAGAGCCUCGACGCCGGGUCGGUAAUGGACUUAGAGCCCGUCGAUCCAGAUUCGCCAGACAUCAAGAGGAGGCGGAUCCACAUGUGUGACUAUGAAGGCUGUAAAAAAGUUUACACCAAGAGUUCUCACCUCAAAGCCCACAGAAGGAUACACACAGGAGAGAAGCCCUACCACUGCACCUGGGAGGGCUGCACCUGGCGCUUCGCCCGCUCCGACGAGCUGACUCGACACUUCCGCAAGCACACGGGGAUCAAACCUUUCCGCUGCACUGAGUGCGACCGCUCCUUCUCCCGGUCCGACCACCUCUCCCUGCACCGCCGCCGCCACGUCAUGAUGUGAACUCUGACCUCCUUCCUCCCCCGAACACCCACAACUCCCCAUCAACCUCCCCUAUGAACCAGCCCCUAACCCCUCAACAUCUCAGUCCCUCACAGCACAUCUUGUACCAAUGCCCCCACCCCACAUGAACCUCUGCUUCUUCCUGUUUCCAUUCUGAUCCAUGCUGCCCCCCCCCCCAAAUCAGGAUUUUAAACCCCAUCAGCAGAUAAAAAAGGCACUGUACCUCCUUCCUCCUCCUCCUCCUCCUCCUCCUCUUCAUCUUGAAAUCACAGGAAUAUCAGGAAUGUGUCUGUGUGGUUGUGUGUGUGUGUGCAGUGGAGGCUAGGGGAUUUUUACUGUGUGUGUUUCAACACAUAAUCAUCAUCAUCAUCAUCACCGUCCACCCAACAGCCCUCCCACCCCAAAACAGUCCCCUCCCUACCACCCUCCAACUCAACCCCACCCAUCACAUAAGACGUCACCUCCUCGGAAAGAGAAGGAUGGACUGAAGGACAUCCAUCAGCACGGACGUUCAUCCAUCCAUCCAUCCAUCACAUGCAUCCAUCCAUCCAUCCAAAGGAGAGGAGGAAGAGGAGGGGACAAGAGGAGGAGUGAUGUGUAUUCUUAAAGGGAAUCUUAAGCAGGAUGUCACUUCAGCUGCCCUUUUCUUUUUUAACAAUAUCAAUUCUGUACAUAUCCAGAGUUGGGAAGUUAUGUGACUUAAGACAAAAUUUCAUAUUUUAUGGAUUUUUGGAAGCAAAGGUGGUGACUCCCAAAAAUACCUCAAAUAGCCCCUUUUCACCACAGGAACUUUUCCAGGAACCUUUUGAGGGACUCAAGAACUUUACCAUUUUGACUCGAGGAACCAUGGCAAAAUUCCCAGCUUUAAUCCUCUGCCCGUAGUUCCUGAGCCCAAAAAAGUCCCUGUUCUCCAGGUCUCAAACAAAUACGUAAUUGGACUUAUUUGCAGAAUCCUCAGAGUUUUCCAGAUGCAGUGGAAAUGUGCAGAAGGGACUCUUAGUUCCUGGUACUGUUUGGAAAAGAGUCUAAAUCAACCGAAACUCAUUUGGAUUACAUCAAUUUGUGGUCACAAUAUUUGGAUAAAUUAUUUACUAAAUUGUAAUGAAACUUGAAAGUAAAGGCUUCCCAACCCUGUGCGUACCAGUGUAUGAGUGUGUGUGUAUGUGCAAGUAGUGAGCUUUUUCACAGCAGCAGAAGUGACGUCAAACAUAUGUUUCCUCUUUGGCAAACAUCUGUCUGAGGCUUAGAGCUUAAAGUUCUUUAUUUUGUCCCCCCCCCCCCUCCCCUGGUACAGGGAGCUACAAGACUGUGAACUUUAUAAAGAUUAAUUUGUUUUCAUUGUAUCAAUCACAUUAUUGUCAUUUGCGUGUUCUCCCCCAGCACACACCUUUCUGAUCCUUCUUCGAUAACAGUAUUUGCUUUUUAUGCGUCAUUGUUGCUGUCGUUUCAUAAUAAGGCCUUCAGUUCUGUCUUUUUUUUCCUUCUUUGCCAGGUUUGGCGCUCUUAACAGAAUGGCAUCGUUUUUUAUAAUGAUUUCAGAUCCCUUUGUUGUGUUCUGAGGCUGUGAAAAAAACUGAGGAGAUACAAGUAGUUUGAGAUUACAAGUAAAACUUGCGCAGGGAAUAGGGGAGUGUGUGUUUUUUGCGUGUGUGUGUGUGUGUGUGUGUAUGUCUGUCUGUGGGUGAGUGUGCAUGUUUUGAGACAAACACAUAAUCAGAAUUUAAGAUUUUUACGAGUGUGUGUUCCGGGCACUUGUUGUUCUUUUACCUCUUGCCCGUUGAGCCUUAAUAACUGAAGUCAAUCUGUAAGGGCGAAACCAGAACCACUGACAGAGGACGUUUGGCCAAAGAACAACUGUGAGUCUCCAUUUAUUAAGACACAACACUGUUUGCCCAUGAGUACCGUGUCUUGUUUUUCUCAUUGCUUUCUGUGGAAAGGAUGUUCCUCACAGCAGUGAGAGCUUAGCUUGUUUUUAAGUGUUUAGAAACCAAGAAAUUAAAGGUGCUACAUGUGGAACUUUUAAAAUUUACAUUUUAAUUUGGAGACAAAAUUGCCUUGUAAACAAACAAGACUGUUGCUGGGAAGCCUGUCAGUCUUUGCGGGCUUCUACUCAGCAUUUUACAUUGUGAAAUCUGCUGGAUUGCUUUUUUGCCACAAAACAUGAGAGCAUUCAUGAAGAUGUGGUCUCAAUUUUGAAAAUUGUAUUAGUGACAUCAAUCUCAUUUGUGUACACCACAAAUACUUUCCAAAUUUUUUAACAAAGCUACCUGUUUUCAGAAUUUGCAACAGCAGAAAGCACCGCGAGCGCCUCCCAUCAGCCACUCAUAGCCAUCAUGCUGAAACACCCAACAAUGUAAACGCCAUUUGCACUGGUUUCAUGACCUUACAACAUCCAUGGAGCAGCAGGACAAGGAGCCAACAUGGCUGCCACUGAAAGUCACAGUGGCCAGGCCGUCUGUCAGUGGUUCUGAGAGAAACCAGGCACUGUGUCGGGCUGUCAGGGUCCGUAGUGCCUGCGGUUUAAACCAUGGGGAAACUAAGCGCUCUCCUCACUAGCAUUUCUACCAGGGGCGGGGUCAAUUCUCUUUCAACUGAGUUUGUUUUUCAUUGUGACAGAACUUAAUUUAAUGCCUCCUAAUACAUUCUAACAGAGAAUCUUGUUUUCAUGCCUUUUCCCCAAAGUUUUGUUGUCUAAAACCUUCCUGACGUAGCUCCCCUGAUAUCUAGCCUGUGCUGAACUCCAAAUCUAAUCAACACAUUUUUUCAAACCGUACAUUUUUUAACAGAUUCAGGCAGUUGAAACAGAAUUGAACCCCUAACCGUACCCUCUAACCCACGGUGUCCAUGUCUUAAGUGGGCUGUUUUUCAGCUCCUAUUCUGGACUGAACUUGAUUAUGCAACAUAACGCAGACCUCGCUCCAAGCGCUGUUCUGAACUCAGUAGUAGAGCAUUUGCUGGUAGUUGUACUGCUGAUAUGCAGCUCACGUAGGUUGUAACAAGAACCUUUAAGGGAGGUCAGGAUGCGUAGAAGCCUGUGCUGUCGAUCACUGAACAAAGCCGCCACUGAAACUGCUUUCAGAAUAGACAACAAGAGUUGGACUGUGGAUUGAGGCAGAAACACAGACAGGAACUUAAACUUGUGUAGUGAUGUCUUAAGUCAAGCAACAGGCUGAGUAUGUGAUCAAUGGAACACGCUUUUCACAAUCCUGAUGUGUCCCUUUACAAAAAAAAAAAAAGGCAAGACACAUUUUGCUUUUUCGACGCUGUUCUCGUUGGCAAUUCGGAGUUACUGUUGUUGUUGUUGUUGUUGUCAUUUCAAAAGCUAGUAAGCGAGAGCAAAAUGUUAUACACCUGACUUUUCAUAGUAUAACAACUGAGAUGGACGUGCAGGCUUCCUGUGAGCGGAGUGCAUGCCAUGAACAGGGCAGAUUGUUGUUUGGUCUGCACACUGCAAAAAAAUAUCCAUCUUAGCAAAGUCACUGAAUCUGGUUUUGGAUUUUUUUUUUUUUAUAAGUAAGAUCAGCCUUGUUGAAGGAUAAUUGUCACUCAUCAAGAAAAGUAAAGUCUGGAAACAGGUUUAAAAAUGGUUUCACUUUUUUUUCCAUUUAAAAAAGAAACAUUAGGAAUCUAAACCAAAUUCAGUCACAUGUUUGGAGGGAUUUUGUUCCUUUUUGCAGUGCAGAGCAACACAAUGUUCCCAUUUCUCUUAACAUCCCUGCUUCAACAAAAAAAAAAACAUAGUUACUAAGCACAUGUUUCUAGAAGAGUAUAUGCAUUUGAUUGCAAUUUUCUUUCUUUUGUAAACUGUUGAUAAAGAAAUUAAGGACAAUGACAAAUAAUUAAGAUAAAUCCAUGUACAUAAAUGUAUAUAAUCAAAAAGUGCAGAGUAAAUGUAACGGGUGAAUUUCUAUUUUUAACACUGACUAGAUAAUGUGAAAAAAAUCUUGUUUCUUCUCCCUCUGUUGGUUUGAUGAUGUGUUUCAUCAUGUGUUAUUUUUUUUUCAAAUCUAAUACAUUUGUUUCGUAGUUUCUUAAAAAAAAAUUGGUCCCACUUGUGUUGUGCACACUUGUUGCAUGGUGAGUAGCCUUCUUGUUUUCAUAUAGUGACGUUGGUGAGCAUGUCAGUGUGUGUGAGACGGUAGGUUUCCCUUAACAUUGAUGACCUGAGGGGGGAAAAAAACCCACAUUGAAAAUGAUUAAUUAGAGAGACAACAGAGCUUUAUAUUUCUGCACUGGACCUCAUUUAAAAUAUCACACACAAAAAAAAAUAAAUCAAACAUUUAGUUGGUUUGGGUCAAAAAACAUUUUUUACACUCAAACUCCAAGUGUAUUCAGACAGAAAAUUUCAGGUCAGACAGGGCUCAAAAAUAGAAAUGUUUUUGGUUAUUUUGGGUACACGGGCAUGGAUUUGAUUGCCUCUCCAGAGGCCAGCAGGUUGAUUAUGUUGAAAAGUAACAAAAGUAGUAGAUACAAACAUAUCCAGCCUGUUAUACACUUUGUUUUAUUACAAGAAACAGGAAUCAGCCUAUAGUCGCCGACAGAAAUCCAGUUUGCCAGAUACAAAAUAGACAAUUAGAAUAUGUUAAUGUAUUUUAAUAUAAUGUAUUGAAGGAGUAGAAUUUUAAUACAGAAACCAAAAUCAUUCAUGUGUAAUUGGUUGAUAAUUCACUCAGGUGCUACAUGCUAAAACUUAAGCAUACUGGCGACCUAAAAUAAUUGGUAUCAAUAAUCAGUAAUUACCAAUUCAGGAUAAAAACGACAUCAACAAGAACUUAUCGCACAAGAUUGACUGCAUAGCAGUCGCUAAGGCUGCGUUAUUGUUGAAUGCUAACAAAAUAACUGCUAAUUUAUCUUGGUUGAAAUUAAGAGAUGUUUUUCACAUUUUUCUCUCCAGUACAGUAGCAGAUACCCAUUUAGUUCAGAAUAUGGACAGAAAAACCAAGAACAUGUUUCAGCUGACAAAUGAAUGCCUCUCUGAGAAAACCCAUUGUGUUACCGAAGCUACCUGAGCAGAAGCCAGCUAAGAAAGGAGGCAGGACGUGAGCCUUAUUACUUUUAGCAAGGGCAUAGGGUUGAUUUGAUCAACUGUGAAACAGCUCAGGUCACAUUUUCCUAUCAAUAACUCACUUAAAGGGUCGAUUCACCCAAAUUACUAAAAAAAACAUGUUCUCACUUCUUCGUCUAGUGGUAUCUAGCCAUGGCAAUAGUUCUGGCUUUUUUUCGUCUAGGUAUUGUGAAAUCUGAUAUUUCUGUCUCCAACACAAUGAACUCACUGUAAACAGUUUCAGAGGUUUGAUAAAAUAAUCUUAACUCAGAGUCCACUUACUAGCAUUUGCAGCAGAUGGAGUUUGCUCUGGUGAAGUGAUGACAACUGAAUCAUCUCCAUGACAAUUAAGUAUGGAACUUUGGUCAUGUGAUAACAGGUGAUUGUAGGAGGAGGUUAUAACCUCUGUCUCUGUUUAAAUGGCCGUCGGCGUCAGAUGCAAACAGUGUCCUUGAUGUUUCUCCAGCCGUCCACUGACAGUUUUGAUCUGGGGUAUUGCUUGAAAUCUCAUCCAAAAGUUAAUAAGUGGACUGUUAGUAAAGAUUAUUUUGUCAAAUUACUAUUUCAAGGAUGAACUUUCAUGCUCAGUUUCCAUAGUGAUUUCUUCAGUAGCAUGCCAAUGAAAACUCAAAAGACAGUGGCAUCUGUGGAGUAUUCGGGACAUUUUUGGAAAGACGUGUUGCAAAUUGUUGAAAAAUUUAAGAGAAAUUUCUCAAUCCUCAAAACACCAAAAGAAAUUCCAUUCACAUUGUAUUGUGAUAGAGACAUAUCUCAAAACCUGUCAAAAUAAAACCAAAACUAGAGGUAAAUGAGAACAUGUUUAAAAAAAUAAUAAUAAUAAUUUGGGUGAAGCAGACCUUCAAAAUGUUUGUAUUUAAUUAGAUGGAUCCUAAGCCCCUUUAUUUCUAGGAACUUUUACCCCACGAAGCACAUGUAUGUGUCAUUAUGUAUCUGAAAAUGCUAUUGACCCAUCGCUUUACAAGCACAUUGAGCUCUGGUGACCAUUAUAGCAACAAAAUUGGUAUUUUAUACACAGAGACAAACACACACACACUACAACCCCCAGUGUCACACUGAGUCAGUUGUUACAUCUCAGAGCCUGUUGUCGAUGACCCAGACAAAGUUUUAUCGCUGUGCAGUUGUUGCAGGGAGACUGAUGCAUGUGUUCGUGUUUUUCCUGCUUCCUGUUGGUUUUUCGCGGUUUGUGCAAGCUUGUUUUCCCUCGGUAUUCUUCUAAAUCUUCUGUUCAUGUACAAAGCAGGAAUGUUCAUCUGUGAACAGGCUGUGGAACAUUUAAAGAAUUUUGAGACCUUUACAGGAUAGAGCUCAUGUCUGAGGGGGACGUCACUGACUGUGUCCGUCUGUGUGCGAGUGCCUCGACUCACCACGAAUCACUUUCUCUGCAAAUCAGACAUUUUAGGUAUUUUCUCUUGAAUGCAGUAACUUAUGGGCCAGUACUAUAUUUACUCAGUGCAAUGCAGUUAUCAUUAUAAUAAUACAAUUAUUAAUAAUAUUUUUUUCCUUUUUUUUGUAUUUGUACAGAACAAAUGUGUAAAGAUCAGUGAGGAAAACGUGAGCUUUUUGAUACUGUGACUCAUGGUGUUUGAAAGUCAGUUUCUCCCUGUACAGUUGUGAUUAUUUCCCCCUUCCUCCCUUCUUCUUUUAUAGAAUAAAAAAUGUUUUUGGUGCAAUUUAA
Messenger RNA from Siniperca chuatsi (mandarin fish), 8206 nucleotides. RefSeq names its product Kruppel-like factor 8 (gene klf8). The transcript has 7 exons. NCBI's taxonomy places the organism in Eukaryota, Metazoa, Chordata, Actinopteri, Centrarchiformes, Sinipercidae. The record is from RefSeq and is a predicted model, not a curated record. Gene Ontology annotation, molecular function: DNA-binding transcription factor activity, RNA polymerase II-specific; RNA polymerase II cis-regulatory region sequence-specific DNA binding. Bases 156 to 1466 code for a protein of 436 amino acids. Gene Ontology annotation, biological process: regulation of transcription by RNA polymerase II.